AUGGAGACUACCACGCACUCAAAACCCCCUCAAGAUAAGACUAUUUUGCUCUUAGUAUUCUUUUUCAGCAUGGUUGUAGUAAACUCAAGUCCUCAUAUCCCUUAUCAUAUUACUUGGCAGCUUAUUAAUUUAAGAACCGGAGCAAUUGUCAAUAGCACCUCUGGUUUUAAUGUUCUUAGUGAUUAUUUUCCUGAAUUGUAUUUUGACCUUUGUCAACUUUUUGAUGCUGACGAUGUAUGUGUUGGGAAGGGAGGAACCUAUGUCUGUCCCGGGGGAAAGAAUGGAAAAUCCCUUCCUGGUUGCGGGGGCCCCGAAGUAGGAUACUGUGAAAAAUGGGGAUGUGAAACCACUGGAAGUGCACACUGGAAACCCUCCUCUUCAUGGGACCUGAUUACUAUCGGGGCGGCUCCAGGUAUAAUAUUUAGUAACUGUGGGGGUAGGGACUGUAGUACUUGUAUAAAUGGGACGUUGGGUAGGUGUCACCUCCAGAUCCUUCGCUUCACAGAUAAGGGAAAACAGGACAAAUGGGUCGGGCCUAAGUCAUGGGACAUAUACUUGUAUAGACCGGCCAGAGACCCCUUUGCCCUAUUCGCCUUGAACCAGAUGGUUGCUGUCGCAACCGUAUCGGUUGGACCAAAUAAAAUAUUAACAGAUCAGAGGAGCCCAACCUCCCCACACUUUGCAAAGGGGAAAUCUCUUGGGCAGGUACUUGUCAGAAAUCGGCCCAGUCAGACGCCUGCCAGCAGUCAGUCCAGUCUGGCUUCCCCGACAACCGUUUUCCCGAAUAAGCACGUAGUAGCAACGCCUCCUCCGCCCGGCCCUGAAAAUUCCUCCUUACCCGGAACGGGGCAUAGGCUCCUCAACCUAAUACAUGGGGCCUUCCAAGCAUUGAAUGGCUCUGACCCCGAUAGGACCCGGGAUUGCUGGCUGUGCCUAGCCUCACCUCCCCCUUAUUAUGAGGGAGUAGCUGUCAUUGGAAAUUGGACCAACCAUACUAUUGCCCCUCCCCAGUGCACCAAUUUGCCAUCCCACCGCCUAACUCUUCCAGAAGUGUCAGGGCAGGGACUCUGUGUAGGCUCCAUUCCCCCUCAAUAUCAGGGCCUCUGUAAUAAAACUAUGACCCUCAAACCAGGCACCUAUUAUUUAACAGGACCAAAUGGAACAUUUUGGGCAUGCAAUACAGGCCUAACCCCCUGCUUGGCAGGACAAGCUCAUAAUCAAACUCAUGAAUGGUGCGUCAUGGUUGAAGUAUGGCCUCGGGUCACAUUACAUGACCCUGAGGAAGUCUACCGACAAUAUGAGGGAAAUCUUCGGCUCCCUAGGGAACCCCUAACAAUAACCCUAGCCCUCAUAUUGGGAGAACUCAUAGUCAGGGGCAUUGGGGCAGGCAUAGGUACCGGAGCCGCUGCCCUGUCUAAGACAAAUCAGUUUCACCUGUUACAACAAGCUAUGCAUUCAGAUUUACAAGCUUUAGAAGAAUCUGUCAGUGCCUUGGAAAAGUCCUUAACUUCACUCUCCGAGGUAGUAUUACAAAAUAGAAGGGGGCUGGACCUGGUAUUUUUAAAGGAAGGAGGACUCUGUGCAGCCCUAAUGGAAGAGUGUUGUUUCUAUGCGGAUCACACUGGAGUGGUCAGAGACAGCAUGGCAAAAUUAAGGGAGAGACUAAAACAAGGACAGAGCCAUUUUGAGGCGGGACAGUCCUGGUUUCAGAGCUGGUUUAACUCAUCCCCUUGGUCAACAACCUUAAUCUCCACCAUCACAGGGCCCUUGAUAAUAUUACUUUUAAUCUUAACCUUUGGACCCUGCAUAAUAAAUAGGCUUCUUCAGUUUAUUAACAGUAGACUGUCUAUCACCCAUGCCCUGGUCCUGACCCAGCAGUACCAAAGUUUAAAAACAGAAGACAUAGAACAAACAUUUUAG
Lepus europaeus (European hare) is the source of this 1920-nucleotide messenger RNA. Its product is annotated as MLV-related proviral Env polyprotein-like. Lineage: Eukaryota; Metazoa; Chordata; Mammalia; Lagomorpha; Leporidae. The transcript has a single exon. Bases 1 to 1920 code for a protein of 639 amino acids. The record is from RefSeq and is a predicted model, not a curated record.